AAACCCGAAAACGUCUAACAAGCGUUAGCGGCCAGAUUUCCCCAAACUGAACUCGAAAUUCCACAAUAGCUGCAAGUCAUUGAGAGUGCGAUACGCUGUCCUCUUGUACACCUCCAUACGCAAACAUCACCUCACCCUUUCUUCCCUUUCCACCUUCCUCCGUACUUGUCGCAUAUCUCUUCCGUCAUGGGUCGUUUCUUGGAUCUCGCUCUCCUCCUCCUCGGUUCCCAGGCCGCGGGUGUUUUCGCCCAAGCGGUCGGCGCGGAUAUUGAUGAAGAACUGGAGAGCCCUUCGACGAGCCCUGCCCUCGCAGUCACCGUCGAAGCCUCAUUCCCCGAUGCAGAGAUCUUUGGUAUCAAGCUUGUCAAUGGCAAGCCCACCGAGUCUGUCCUCUCCUUCAUGAACGAGGAACCUGAGCCCGUCGUCGUGCAAUUUGUUGGUGGCAGCUUAUGGUCUCCCGAUCUCGCCAACCCAGUCAUCGUUCGAAACCUGACAACUGCUCAAUAUGCCAUUGAGAUUCCAGCCGGUGAGAAGCAGAGUCUCCCGUACCGCUUCACGACAAACAUGCACCCUCAAGACCUGCGCCUCAACUUGGCCGCUGUCAUAAGCUCGCACAACACUUUCUAUACCCUGCAGGCCUUCAAUGGUACUGUGACCAUCGUCGAGCCCGACGCCAGCAUCUUCGAUCCUCAACUUCUGUUCCUCUACUUCUUCCUUCUGGCCUGUGCCGUUGGAGUCGGCUACUUCUUCUACACCAUUUGGAUCGCGCCAUACUUCCCACAGAAGCGCAAGCCAGCAAAGAAAGCUGCUGCUCCAGUCAAGAAAAUCGAUGUGGGUCAGGUCACUUCGGACAGCGAGGGCCCUGUCGUAUCCACCGGCUCCAAGAAGUACAACGAAGAAUGGAUCCCAAGCCACCACAUCCAACGACCUGAAGCUCGUCGUGUUAAGAGCGGUGGCAGACCCAAGAGCCGCGGCAAGCCAGAAACGACCAUUUAAAGGCCCCAGUAUGUUACUUGGCUGGCCGGUCCUUCAUACAUGAGGACUACAUGGAUAUGGGUUGCGAAAACGAAGUUGAACGUGCGGAAGGGAUUGGCAUCUGCGACUCAUAACCAACCAUCAGGACGGCCGAAGCACGAGGACAAUGCAUUUGGAAAGUUGAUCACAUAAAACCAUGAGGUGUCGCAGAAGUGCUGAAGGAAUAUGAAGGGAUGGCGGGCAAGUGUCAUCUCGAAGGGCGCGGUCUCGUGGUGCUCAGAUGAGAUCAUGUCAUGAAGAGCGUGUGGUGCUCAGACACGCAAGUUGUAUGAAAAGCACAAACAGACAAAAGAUAGGAGAUCAGAACCAAGCAAUCAAGAACGCUUUAUCGCAGCGUACAUAUUACACACAA
Molecule: messenger RNA, 1387 nt
Organism: Exophiala viscosa
Lineage: Eukaryota; Fungi; Ascomycota; Eurotiomycetes; Chaetothyriales; Herpotrichiellaceae
Exons: 3
Coding region: 187-996 (269 amino acids)
Cellular component (GO): endoplasmic reticulum membrane; endoplasmic reticulum
Source: RefSeq, a predicted model, not a curated record